AUGCAGAAAUUGGGUGAUUUCAAGCUUCCCCAGUUCUUCAAUUACCCUCCUUACUUCACACUGCAACCAGUCAGAGACACCCGCGAGAAGCAGAUUCAGCUAUGGAAGGACCUCAUUCUCGAUUACUGUAAAACCCAGAACGUCUUUGUGAUUGCUCUGGAAGACCAAGACUUUCCUCUCUUCUCAAACCCUGCGAUCGAGAGGUCUCUUACCCACGAAGCCAGGGAAGCGUUUCUCUCAGCUUUGGUCUCGCAAGGUAGAGCAGAAUGGCUGGAUAAAAAUCACAGAAAGUGCCUUAUACUCUGGCAUCGGAUUCAAGAGUGGGCUAAUAUUAUUCUAGAGUUCGUCAAGGAAAAUGGGUUGGAGAAUAGUGUGAUGACGGUGGAGGAAAUCCGGUCUGGGCCUGAAUCUAGAGGCACAGAGCUUCAUGGGAUUGACCGUACGGUUCUGAUGCGAGCUUUGAAGCUGCUGGAACAGAAAGGGAAGCUGGCAAUCUUCAAGGGGACUACAGCUGAUGAUGAGGGUGUAAAGUUCUCCGCUUGA
Messenger RNA from Prunus armeniaca (apricot), 543 nucleotides. NCBI's taxonomy places the organism in Eukaryota, Viridiplantae, Streptophyta, Magnoliopsida, Rosales, Rosaceae. The record is from the annotation of a GenBank genome assembly.